UUGAUUAUAUCUAUGAAUUCCUUCUUAAAACUCAUCACAAUUAUAUUUACAAUUUAUGCAGUUCGAUGUAGGGAAACUGCAAGAAAUUCAAAAUCAGUUAAUGAGAAAAUCAUAUAUGAUUGUGUGGAUAUAUAUAAGCAACCUUCGUUAACUCAUCCACUUCUCCAGAAUCAUAAAAUUCAGAUGGAACCAUCUUUUAUAAUCUCUAAGCAAAAAGAUCAAACCAAAACUAAAAGUGAAAGUAAAAAAUUCAUCGACUGUCCAAAUGGAACUGUUCCUAUACUAAAAAAUACAAAGGAGUUUGUUACAAAUGCUCAAUACUGGGCUAACAAGCACUUCAAUUCAUUCACAAUCGACAGUCAUGGAACGCAUUUUGCUGGGGUUAGAGCAUCACAAGACCAAGGUCCUUAUCAUGGUGUGGAAGCUUGGAUGAGUGUACAUGAAUUAAACAUUAGUGUGGAUCAAACUUCAUAUACUAACAUAUAUGUAGCCAGUGCAGUCAGUGAUAAAGUUAAUUUUAUCCAAACCGGUUGGAUGGUGAAUCCAACAUUAUUUGGUGACGGACGCCCAUGGAGUUAUGGGUUGUGGAAAGGUAUCAAUAGAACUGGAUGUUAUAAUACAAUAUGCCCUGGUUUUAUUCAAGUGUCAAAAACUGAUCCUUUAAGUAUACCUCUUUCUCCUCUCCCCAAAGGCGAGAUAGGUACUUAUCUUAGUAUUAAACAGGAUGAAGAAACAGGAAAUUGGUGGGCAGCCGAUGUAAAAUACAAUGGACAUGGUAUGAACAUUGGUUAUUGGCCAAAAGAACUAUUUGAUCUCAUAAGUACCAAUGCGGGCAUGGUUGGAGUUACAGGAGCAGUCCAAGCUUCUCCUUCUGGUAAAAGUCCACCAAUGGGUAAUGGUUAUCUACCAACUAAAAGUGAAAUGGGGUCAGCGCGGGUCAGAGACGCUAACAUCAUUGAUUCAAAUUUUAAGGUCAUAGGAAGUAAAAAAUAUAAGUUAGAAAAAAUAUUAGACAGUGACAAAUGUUAUGGACUGAGAGAUGGAAGAAAAAAAAGUUUCGACGAAGGAACAUAUGUUUUGUUCACUUAUGGCGGACCAGGAGGAGACUCUUGUGGAGUUUGA
Brassica oleracea var. oleracea is the source of this 1122-nucleotide messenger RNA. RefSeq lists its product as uncharacterized. Lineage: Eukaryota; Viridiplantae; Streptophyta; Magnoliopsida; Brassicales; Brassicaceae. The coding region runs from base 13 to 1122 and encodes 369 amino acids. The record is from RefSeq and is a predicted model, not a curated record. The transcript is spliced from 6 exons.